UGCCUGUCACCCUUUCCAUGGAGUUUGGGCCAGGACGAGCAGCAGUGUUGACACAAAGAGCAAGCAUGGAUCAACAGCCCGCCAGACCAACAUGGAGCAGGCAGAUAGAGUUCACUCUGGCUGGCAUUGGAUGUGCCGUGGGCCUGGGCAACGUCUGGAGAUUCCCGUAUCUCUGCUACAGGAGUGGAGGAGGUGCCUUUCUGGUGCCAUACCUGCUCAUGCUGGUGGUGUUGGGGAUCCCUCUGCUCCACAUGGAGCUGACUGUGGGCCAGUACACAAGGAGAGGGCCUGUCCAUGCUCUGGCUACCGUCUGCCCGUUGUUAAAAGGAGUGGGCAUAGCAUCAGUGGCCAUCUCCUUCAUCAUGUGCACGUACUACAACAUUGUCAUCACCUGGGCCCUCUACUACCUCUUCAACUCCUUCCAGGACCCUCUCCCAUGGGAGCACUGCAACAACACCUGGAACACACCCAACUGCACCAAUCAUGCUACCAACAGCAGCUACACCUCCACCGCUAGCCAGCAGUUCUUCAAGUACAGGAUGCUGGAACAGACUAGUGGAGUAGAGGAAACAGGAGUGCUGCGCUGGGAGCUUUUCCUCAUCCUCAUCCUGGCCUGGAUCCUCAUUUACCUUUGCAUCUUUAAGGGUGUGAAAUCAACAGGCAAGGUGGUGUACUUCACUGCUCUGUUCCCGUAUGUUAUUCUGAUUUCCCUUCUGAUCAAUAACGCUCAGCUUCCUGGGGCAUUAGAAGGGAUAACCUUCUUCAUCGUGCCGGAAUGGGACAAGCUGCUCUCAGUGGAGGUGUGGGUGAAUGCUGCAGCUCAAAUCUUUAACUCCAUUGGGAUUGGAUUUGGCUCCCUCCUGGCCAUGUCAAGCUACAACUCCUUCAACAACAACAUAUUGAAGGACACGCUGACCAUAUCCAUCAUCAACUCCGUCACCAGUAUCCUGGCAGGCUUUGUCAUUUUCUCUGCAUUCGGAUACAUGUCUCAUCUGCAGGGCAUUCCUGUCAGCGACCUGGCAGUGGACGGCCCAGGACUGGUUUACGUUGUCUACCCACAAGCCUUUGCCAACAUGCCAGUGUCUCAGCUGUGGGCUGUGUUGUUCUUCUUCAUGCUGCUUUGCCUCGGACUGGACAGUGAGUUUGCAAUGGUUGAAGUGAUGGUGACCAGCCUCAUGGACCAAUACUAUCAACAUAUGAUUCGUAUUUUCAAGCGGAAGGAAUUCUUUGUUCUUGCAAUUUGUGGCGUAGCCUUUCUUUUCGGAAUUCCCUGCGUCAUGCAGGUGGGGAUCUAUGUCUUCCAGCUGUUGGACCAUUACACCGCCAUAGUGUCCAUCAUGUUUCUGGCCUUCUUUGAGGUUGUAGGCGUCUGCUGGUGUUAUGGUGUGAAGCGACUUUCAGCCAACCUGGAAGAGAUGACUGGAAAGACAGCAAACAUCUUCUUCAAAGCGUGCUGGCUAGUGGUUGCUCCCAUACUGGUCACUGUCAUCUUGAUUUUCUCCAUCAUCCAGUUCAAACCGGCUCGCUAUGAGGACUACGUCUUCCCUACCUGGGCUCAGGGAGUCGGCUGGAUUAUCGCCUUGGCCUCCAUCAUCUGGAUUCCUUUGGGUGCCAUUCACACAUUGUGGGUGCUACCUGGCUCCUUCAUGCAGAAGCUGAAGCUGUCCAUCACGCCAUACGCACUGGAUGAAAAGCCAAAAAUGGCAUAUUAUGAGAGGGGAGGGAAAAACGGACCAUCAACCGUAGCUGAAAUCAGCUCCGGCAUCCAGCUAUCUGGAAAACCUCCACUUGAAACAGAAUUCUGAUACCUCAGUGUUUCUGCACACCAUUCACACAGUGAUAGAUCACUGUUAAUCAUCAAUUCUCAAUCAGAUUUCUUGUCAUAAAAUUAAACUGGAUGUUACAUAAAUUGUUUACUUGAUCGCGAAAAUGUGUUGCUACAUGUCUGUUAUUCAGACAACUGGAAAGAUAUGAUUUUGUGUAUUUUCCUUUUGCUAAUUUUAAUACAAGGCAGUGUAUAGAAGCUUGUAUUGUUGUGUGCAUGUUUAUAUGUGGUACUUCCUGGUUGUGACAGAGCUCCAAAGGACAAGCGUGGACCUCACAGACGUUUGACAGCCCUCACUUAGACAUCACCUGGAUUAGACUGCCAUCUUUUGACCACAUCUGUGUUCAGACACUGCAUCAAGUAUUGUACUUACCUGAUCUAAGGCUACAAUUUUAACAAUUCUACUUCAGACCUGAACUUUUGCAUCCAACUUGCUCCCUUAAAAACAUAAAGCGCUGUCGAUUUAUUGUUGCUGACUCAUUUAUUAGGUCAAACGCAACAGGCAACUGCUGAUAAAAAUUAUAAAAGCUGGUAGAUGAGUACACGGGUCACGGAACUGUAUGUCGUGCAAGAUGUAAUAAAAACCUGUCACAAAGUCCACA
This is a messenger RNA of Mugil cephalus (flathead mullet), 2427 nucleotides long. Its product is annotated as sodium- and chloride-dependent GABA transporter ine. Gene Ontology annotation, cellular component: membrane. The transcript has 13 exons. The record is from RefSeq and is a predicted model, not a curated record. Lineage: Eukaryota; Metazoa; Chordata; Actinopteri; Mugiliformes; Mugilidae. Gene Ontology annotation, biological process: sodium ion transmembrane transport. The coding region runs from base 18 to 1805 and encodes 595 amino acids.